Cucumis melo (muskmelon) is the source of this 582-nucleotide messenger RNA. RefSeq lists its product as uncharacterized. The record is from RefSeq and is a predicted model, not a curated record. Lineage: Eukaryota; Viridiplantae; Streptophyta; Magnoliopsida; Cucurbitales; Cucurbitaceae. Bases 1 to 582 code for a protein of 193 amino acids. The transcript is spliced from 2 exons.
AUGGAUGAGCAAACCAAUCACCAGGUUCAAGCAGUUCGUCAAGACGUUGAAGGAUUGAAAGAUCAAUUGGCAAAGAUCCUCGAACUGCUUACUACUGGAAGAGGAAAGAGUGUUGCGGGGACUUCAAGUGGAAGUUUUACUUCUAAAAGGCCGUCUAGUCCACGCAUGGUGGAUAGGACAUACCCUACAUCCUUUCCUGUGCAAAAUCCUAACUCGACCACCCAACAGGCAUCCCAUGUGAGCGAUCCCAUAUCUACUCCAAUUAAGAGAAGUGGUAAGAAAAUUUCAGAAGAGCAUGGUAGUAGAAGAAGAUUGGAAUUUCUAGAAGAAAGAUUGCACGUCGUUGAAGGUGGAGACAUGCACGGGAGUAUUGGCACAGCACAACUAUGUUUGAUAUCAGAUGUGGUGAUCCUUCCCAAAUUCAAGACUCCAAAUUUUGAGAAGUACAAUGUAACCACAUGCCCAAAAAGUCAUCUAGUUACGUACUGUCGGAAAAUGUCAGCUUAUGCUCAUGAUGAUAAAUUGUUGAUUCAUUGUUUUCAAGACAGCUUAGUUGGCCCGACUUCUCGCUGGUACAUGUAG